AGGAAGAGAGAGAGAGAGAGAUAGAAAGAGAGAGAGAAAGAAAGAUGACGGUGUUUCACUUCUUCAACUGUGCAAUUCUUACUUUCGGUCCUCAUGCCGUCUACUACUCGGCGACUCCAUUAUCCGAGUAUGAUACGCUUGGUACUUCCGUUAAAGCCGCGCUCGUUUAUCUUGGAGCAGCUCUAGUAAAGCUUGUAUGCAUAGCAACCUUUCUCAAAGUACCGGAGAACGAUAGUUUUGAUCCAUAUCAGGAAUUAUUGAAAGCUUUGAUUGGGUUUAUCGAUGUUGUUGGGCUGUACUUCGCUUUGACUCAGUUGACCCACAGAAACAUAUCGCAAAAUCAUAAAUUUCAAGCUGUUGGACUUGGAUGGGCUUUUGCCGAUUCUGUUCUACACAGACUAGCACCUCUCUGGGUUGGUGCAAGAGGCUUAGAAUUUACUUAUGAAUACAUUCUGCAAGGCCUCGAGGCAAAUGCAAAUCUGGUCUUAACUGUAUCUCUUGCUGCACUGGUAUCUUUGAUGUGGCUCCGGAAGAACAAACCCAAGACUUUGAUUCCUAUAAUUUAUGCAUGUGCUGGGAUCCUUGCAACUAUGCCAACUAUCACAAGCUAUCUCAGGCGAGGUUUGGGAUGGCACUUUCCAAAGGUGGUGGGCUUUGAACUUUUAUCUUCUCUUAUGAUGGCAUUUGUUAGUUGGCAACUUCUCUCUGCAUGUCAGAGACCUUCUGCCUAGAAACUGCUAUCCACCGGAGGAAGGUCCAACCCAUUUUAUUCGCAAGGGGAUUCAACGUUGAUUCCAACUCCACUGCUGAAGGAUCUCUAAGUUCCCAACAUAGAAUAAGUCUAUCCUCAUUCAAGUUCAAUGUUGAGGAACUCUCUUGUAAUUUUUUUUUCUGGUUUUCACUAACAAGCAGAGUCAUAUCUAUUUGCAGAAUUCCAAUUGCAGAUUUUAUACCCAGGUGGCCACAUCAUAUGAACUUUUCAUUGAGCCCAA
Messenger RNA from Telopea speciosissima, 992 nucleotides. RefSeq names its product transmembrane protein 147. The coding region runs from base 45 to 731 and encodes 228 amino acids. The transcript has 9 exons. The record is from RefSeq and is a predicted model, not a curated record. NCBI's taxonomy places the organism in Eukaryota, Viridiplantae, Streptophyta, Magnoliopsida, Proteales, Proteaceae.